Messenger RNA from Oryza brachyantha (malo sina), 2121 nucleotides. Its product is annotated as pyruvate kinase, cytosolic isozyme. Gene Ontology annotation, cellular component: cytoplasm. Lineage: Eukaryota; Viridiplantae; Streptophyta; Magnoliopsida; Poales; Poaceae. Gene Ontology annotation, molecular function: magnesium ion binding; pyruvate kinase activity; potassium ion binding. The record is from RefSeq and is a predicted model, not a curated record. The transcript is spliced from 3 exons. Bases 257 to 1798 code for a protein of 513 amino acids. Gene Ontology annotation, biological process: glycolytic process.
CAUCUCGGUGGUGACCACGCGUCCACCAUCUCAUCUUCUUCUCCGCUAUAUACUCUACUCUACUCCUUCCUUCGCCCACCGAAUCGCCCCCAAAAUUCCCCACCUCCUCCAUCUCUAUAAAAUCCCCUCCCAAAUCUCGCUUCAUUUUUUGCCACCACUGCACCAACAGCGCGCACACACACCUCCCUCUCCCUUUCUCUCUUCGUCUGCAAGCUUCCGUCUCCCGGAUCGCGGCGACCGCCGGAGGAGGGGAGCGAUGGCGAACAUCGACAUGGGGAAGAUCCUGGCGGACCUGGAGGCCGGCGUCGCCGACACGCGGCUGCCCAAGACCAAGCUGGUCUGCACGCUCGGCCCGGCCUCCCGCUCCGUGCCCAUGCUCGAGAAGCUGCUCCGCGCCGGGAUGAACGUCGCGCGGUUCAACUUCUCCCACGGCACCCACGAGUACCACCAGGAGACGCUCGACAAUCUCCGACAGGCCAUGCACAACACCGGUGUUCUCUGCGCCGUUAUGCUCGACACCAAGGGUCCUGAGAUUCGUACUGGAUUUUUGAAGGACGGCAAGCCAGUCAAGCUAACAAAGGGUCAAGAAGUCACUGUUACAACUGAUUAUGGGAUCAAGGGUGACGAGAAUAUGAUUUCGAUGAGUUACAAGAAACUGCCUGUGGAUGUGAAGCCUGGGAAUGUCAUACUCUGCGCGGAUGGUACCAUCUCUUUGACUGUUUUGACUUGUGAUCCAGAGGCUGGAACUGUCAGAUGUAGGUGUGAGAACACUGCAAUGCUUGGCGAGAGAAAGAAUUGCAAUUUGCCAGGAAUUGUUGUGGAUCUUCCUACACUGACUGAGAAGGAUAAAGAAGACAUUUUGGGAUGGGGUGUGCCAAAUGAUAUCGACAUGAUUGCUCUAUCAUUUGUCCGUAAAGGGUCAGAUUUGGUUACAGUCAGACAACUUCUUGGACAGCAUGCAAAGCGCAUUAAGCUAAUGUCAAAGGUUGAGAACCAAGAGGGUGUUGUAAACUUCGAUGAGAUCUUAAGGGAAACUGAUGCAUUUAUGGUUGCUAGAGGUGAUCUUGGAAUGGAGAUCCCAGUGGAGAAGAUAUUCCUUGCACAGAAGAUGAUGAUUUACAAGUGCAACCUUGCUGGCAAGCCUGUUGUGACUGCUACUCAAAUGCUUGAAUCGAUGAUCAAAUCGCCGCGUCCAACUCGUGCUGAGGCCACUGACGUUGCAAAUGCUGUUCUUGAUGGAACUGACUGCGUCAUGCUCAGUGGAGAGAGUGCUGCUGGAGCAUACCCUGAGGUGGCUGUGAAGAUCAUGGCACGUAUAUGUAUUGAGGCAGAGUCUUCCCUAGACUAUGAGGCUGUCUUCAAGGAGAUGAUCAGGUCCGCGCCCCUUCCCAUGAGCCCAUUGGAGUCUCUGGCAUCCUCUGCUGUACGUACAGCCAACAAGGCCAAGGCUGCACUGAUCGUUGUCUUGACUCGUGGUGGCACCACCGCGAAGCUGGUCGCCAAGUACCGGCCCAGCGUUCCAAUCCUCUCCGUGGUUGUCCCUGUGUUGACAACCGAUUCCUUCGACUGGACAAUCAGCUCCGAGGGUCCAGCAAGGCACAGCCUGAUCUACAGAGGUCUUGUUCCUCUCCUGGCUGAGGGGUCUGCUAAGGCCACCGAUUCGGAGUCGACGGAGGUCAUACUUGAUGCUGCCAUGAAGUCAGCUGUACAGAAGAAGUUGUGCAAGCCUGGCGAUGCUGUUGUUGCUCUCCACCGUAUUGGCGUCGCAUCUGUUAUCAAGAUCUGCCUUGUGAAGUGAUGAUGAUCGCUAAACACGGUGUCUGCGUAGUGCCAUUUUGCUGGGUUCCAAGUGGCAAAACAAAACCUAUAUGCUUGUUACACUCAGUCCCAUGUUUGGGAGACAAUUUAAUUACUGUACCUGCAGUUUGCAGGGUGCCUUUCGUUACAUAGAUCUGAGCUGGUAAAUGCGGAGAAAUAGAACUCCAUUAUCACCAUCGAUGCCAUGUAGUAUGACAGGUGGUUUCUAUUCAUGCCUGCAAAAUUUUCUCGUAGCCGCUGUAUGUUUUGAGUGUUUUUCCUAUGAUGUCGGAGAUGAUAAUAAGAUUGGCAUCAUUGUCGUUA